AUGGGCGGGUCUCAAUCACGCGUAGACUCGGACAACAAGGUCUACCACCCAGAGACCUCAAUCCAGUUCUCCCCCGCCGUCGUCUCCCACCUCUCCGACCACGCAGCCGCUCCAGAAAUCCCUCCCGAGCGCCAGUCCACCCUCGACCACCAUGUCCGCUCCCGCAUCCAGGCAGAGCUAGCACACCUGCGCGCAGAGGAAGAGGACGUCCGCUCCCAGAUCGAACGCGCCCUCCAGAAGGAGAAUCUGGAUAAGGAGCGCGCUAUAGCUCGACUCGAUGACGGAGCGGAAGGUGCCGAAGGAGGCGUGAAGAGUGGGCCGACCCUACUCGGCGAUCUCGACGAGAUACAGGAAAAAGUUCAGAGGUCGAAGCAGAAGCAGAAUGCCGCAGAGGUCGACGCCGCACGCCAGGCCUCCGCUGCCGUCAUAUCGUGCUACCAGAACAACCCAACGUCCCCUCUCGACUGCUGGAAACAAGUCAGCAACUUCAAGCAGUCUAUAGCACUUUUGGAGCAGGAAUACAUCAAGUCGUUACAUUAG
Molecule: messenger RNA, 540 nt
Organism: Pleurotus ostreatus (oyster mushroom)
Lineage: Eukaryota; Fungi; Basidiomycota; Agaricomycetes; Agaricales; Pleurotaceae
Exons: 4
Coding region: 1-540 (179 amino acids)
Source: RefSeq, a predicted model, not a curated record